This is a messenger RNA of Caenorhabditis briggsae, 1842 nucleotides long. The transcript is spliced from 4 exons. Gene Ontology annotation, biological process: autophagy. The record is from RefSeq and is a predicted model, not a curated record. The coding region runs from base 1 to 1842 and encodes 613 amino acids. Lineage: Eukaryota; Metazoa; Nematoda; Chromadorea; Rhabditida; Rhabditidae.
AUGAUGGACUUAAACCAAAUCAAUAGCCUAUUAAGCAUCAUGAAUAGUCAAAGCCAAUCAGUAAUGAAUCAACCAUUCGGCAGCUACAUGUCCCAGCUCCAACAACCGAAUCCAGUGCAAAUGCAAUCCAACAUGCAGCUCUACAACCUGCUGCUUCAGCAACAGAGUCUUCUGUCUCAACUUCAACAACCAUAUCCACAAGGUGCACAAGUCGUUCAGCAGAAUUUGACAAACCAUAAUAGCGUGGUGCAGCCCACGAGCAGUAGCAAUGGAGCUGGAGUGGCAACUGGAGCAGCAACUGGAGCAACAUCCGGAGCCGCCAUCGGCCAUGUCAACCAGAACGGCGAAGGCAUUUACAUCCCAAUGGCGACAACAUCAGGGUACCCAGUACCUAGAGCAAGCAUGUUCAUGUUUGGAAUCUGUCGAUCGACUAAUACAAGACUUUUGGGAUAUAAGAACUCCAAGGAAGGAUGCUACUAUUUCUUCUACUACGUCCACGCACAGGGCAAAUUCUGGCCCCAUGACUGUGAUAAAUGUCAGCCGGUUAUCAAAGAAGCGUCUUUGAAUCCCCUCUACGCAGAAUAUGACGACUUGUUGAGACAGAAAGUGCUUUUUGUGAAAAAUCGGAUUACCAGUAAAGUUGAACAAUACAAGUUUGAUAUGGAUACAGGAGUCCUCACUCAAGUCAAACGUCCUAGUAUGGUAUACUCGGCUUCGAAGGUUGUGGAUAAGACUGCUGUGAUUGGGGUUUGGAAGUCUAAGAAUGGAAAGGAUACGGUCAUGAUUGAGAGAUCGACGACGUCCAGUUUGAGAAAAGUCAAGAUUAAUGGAGAGAAAACGGAGAUAAUGGCAGAGUGUCCGCUGGUACGCCUCUCAACUCCUCCCAUCCUCGAAGAGCACAGAUGUCAAAACUAUCCAGAGCUAUCCCAAAUGGAACAGGAUUACUGUGGCUUCCUCUCAUCAGCAAUUCCAUUCAUCUCGUAUUUCUGCCCUCACACUCAACAGGAAUUAUUGAAGACGUACAACAAGGUUCAACACAAGUACAUUCAAUAUUACUACAAUGAAAACGAAGGUGUCUUCUAUGAUCUUCCAUGUAAAAUGUGUAUGAUUGCCCCAGUGGAACGGGAUUUAAUCCCAAAAUACGCCGAGAAAUAUGAAGGAAAAUGGGUCAUAAUGGCUCAAAAUGCACAUACGAUUCAUGUGGAACAAUUCAUUUUUAAUGGAGAAACACUCAGUUUUGAGCAGGUCUACUAUCCGGGACUACGGUAUGAUCAAGCGAAGGAUUCGGCGAGUUGGGUUAUUCAUUGUGGAGAAUAUAAUGGAAAACAGACGAUUAUAAUGAAAGACGGAAUGUAUCGAAUUCGAAAGGAGCAGUUUUCGACGGAAAAAAACAAGUACGUCGCAAUUGCUGGAAAUCCGGUCAAACGAUUGCUCAUCAAACACGACGAACCGGAAAAACCAACUACAGUACCCGUCCAGAAGCCUGCCCAAGCAGCUCAAAAACCAUCGAACUCCAAUGAUUCAGAAGACAUAAUCCACGUGGCCACGAUCUUGCCGAAAUUCAAAAACGGAGAAAUUCAGAGGAAUUUGAAUUUGGCGGCAGAACUUGGGCAAGACUGGAAGGAGCAAGAAUUGGAAAUGGAUGAGGAUUUCGAAGCUUUGAAAAUUCGAAAUUUCGAAACAUUGGGAAUUUUUGAAAUGAAGGAUCCGGAUUCUGAUGAUGGGGAAUCGAUGAAUUCAAUGGAGGCCCAAGGAAUUCCAGAAACUUCGACGGCUAUUAAAAAGGGAAAGAAUAAUAAGAAGAAUAAGAAGAAGAAGAGAGCUAUUCCUGGACAGAAAUAA